This is a messenger RNA of Dentiscutata erythropus, 163 nucleotides long. The record is from the annotation of a GenBank genome assembly. Lineage: Eukaryota; Fungi; Glomeromycota; Glomeromycetes; Diversisporales; Gigasporaceae.
UAAGGAUACUUUUACUUCUAACAAGGUGGAAUGUGUACCGUGUGACCUUGGGUCUCACCCUUAUGUGACUAAAUCGUCUGACCCAAAUGAUUUAGCGGAAAGUGAGAUAAGUGCAUCACCUAUAUCUCCAUCUAAUCCAACUCAUGAUUAUGCUUAUUUCUGA